CAAAAACCGUGAUCAAAAAAAUAAUAAAAUAAAUAAAAAGGAGCAGUUACACACCCAAACCCAACACCGCCAUCACCACCACCCACACGAGCGGUUCUCGAUUUGCAUGAACACACGCAUAUAUAUACAAUCUAUACAUAUAUAUUUACACACACAUAUACUCCUCUCAAAAACCCUGUUUCUUCCUCUUCAUCGUUUCAAUUUAUCACUCCAUUUCCGAUAAAUAACUCUCUCUCCAUCUCUCCAUUUCUUGCGAUGGAGCGCAACAUCUACUACCACCCUUGGCAAAUCGGCGAAGCAGAGAAGCUGAAAAAGGAAAUUCCCCAAUUCGAAGAAAUGGCGCGAAAAUCGAAGGUGUGUGCGAGGGGGCAUUGGAGGCCGCACGAAGACGCCAGGCUGAGAGAAGUGGUCGCCCAAUUCGGCCCCCAAAACUGGAACCUCAUCGCUGAGAAACUCGACGGUAGAUCAGGGAAAAGCUGCAGAUUGAGAUGGUUCAACCAGUUGGAUUCGAGAAUCAACCGCAGGGCUUUCAGCGAGGAGGAGGAGGAGAGGCUGCUGGCAGCGCACACAAUGUACGGAAACAAAUGGGCGAUGAUUGCUAGGUUGUUUCCUGGCAGAACAGACAACGCAGUGAAGAACCAUUGGCAUGUGAUCAUGGCCAGGAAACACAGGGAACACAACAGUGUUUACAGGAGGAGGAAACCCUCUUCCCCAAAUCCCCAAAUCCCUACUCAUUCCUCUGCUAAACCCUCCCAUUUCUUCACCAAUCUUCUAAAUGGGGGUGCAAAUGUGGAUCAUCAAUCGGAUUCCAACUCUGAAGUUUCUGCAUCUGAAUCAGCAGCCAACAAUAGGGCCAAUGUUUAUUGGUGUGGGGAAGAUGAGAAUGGGAAGUAUGACAAGGGAAACAUAGCAUUCAUUGAUUUUCUUGGAGUGGGGGCCACAUGAGAAAGAGAAGGUGUGUUGGUGUUUCCAAUUUCCAUGAUUUCUUAUUUUUUGAGGCCAUAUUUAUUAGUGUUUCUUGUUUUGGAAGGCUGGUUAGGAUCCUAGUUUUUAUUACAGACAGAGUGAUGAGAAAUUAGAAGGAAGAAUAGAAGCCAAAAACUAAUGAAACAAGAGUGGUCAUGUCAUGGGAGUCUAGUUAGACCUGGUAAACGUAAACUGCUCAAAAAUGUGGGGCAUUUAUUGCACCUCUGUUUGGUUGCAUUGCAAAAGAGAGAAACCAACAAAAAUAGGUGGGAUUUGCAGCAGGUAAAAAAAUAUGAGGUCCCUUCACUCCAUGUACGUAUUGUAAAUCCCGUAAAUGGUAAAAAGGGAAGAUUUUUACUGCUGUAAACUCAUUCUAUUGUACUCCACCAGCUUGGUUUUUGUAAAUGUGUUGGCUGCAACUGCAAGAAAACCAAAAGGGCUCUCUUGAUUUGCAUUUGUACCGUUUAUGUGUGUGUGUGUGUGUUUUAACUGAGGCUGGAUGGUCAGUGUAUCAGACUAUUUUCAUGACUUUUCAAUAUUGUGUCUGCUGGCCUUUGUUGACUGUGACUAUGGGAAUAUAUGGCUUUAAUCCAUCUUUUUCUGGGUGGUUUGUUGAAUA
This is a messenger RNA of Salvia splendens (bonfire salvia), 1585 nucleotides long. Its product is annotated as transcription factor CSA. Gene Ontology annotation, cellular component: nucleus. Lineage: Eukaryota; Viridiplantae; Streptophyta; Magnoliopsida; Lamiales; Lamiaceae. The coding region runs from base 256 to 945 and encodes 229 amino acids. Gene Ontology annotation, biological process: regulation of DNA-templated transcription. The transcript is spliced from 3 exons. The record is from RefSeq and is a predicted model, not a curated record. Gene Ontology annotation, molecular function: RNA polymerase II cis-regulatory region sequence-specific DNA binding; DNA-binding transcription factor activity, RNA polymerase II-specific.